Symbiodinium necroappetens is the source of this 921-nucleotide messenger RNA. The record is from the annotation of a GenBank genome assembly. Lineage: Eukaryota; Dinophyceae; Suessiales; Symbiodiniaceae.
GCUAUUCGCGAAGCGAGGCGGUGCCAUGGAAGGCCUGACAAGAUCGGCGAUUUGCAUCGAUCCAACGCAGCUGCUCUUGCUGCGCAGCAAGAAGUACAAGCGCGUCGGAAGGCGCAGGAAGAGAAUUUGGACAUGCGAUCCGAGGAAUCAGCCGACGAUUCCGAUGUGGGUCACCCUUCGAACCAAGUGGCCGGCGAGGCCAUCGAACGUUGGGUGGAGAUCAAGUCGCCGGCAGCGUAUGCCAUGGAGCGACUUCAGCAACGUCUCCCGGCUCCUCAAGUUGGUGGUGGCUAUGCAAUUCCAGCGGACCAGUACGAUGCUGUGAUUCUGGCUGUGGCGCCGCUGCAGAGUUUGUGGUUGGCAGCGGGUGAAGCAGGGCUACGGUGUGCCUUCGGUCGCGCCGACGAGUUGGGAGCGUUGCUCCCUUUGGUCAAGUCCGACAUGGUCGGUCGGAUGUUUUUCCAUGGGCCCGGAGGUAGCGGAAAGACGUACAUGCUGACGGAAGUGGUGCUUCCGGUCUACGAACAAUAUCUGCCGUCGUGUGCCAGGGGCGUGGCUGCGCAGAACUCGGCAGCUCGUCUGAUUCGCGGAUGUACUUUCCAUUAUCUGGCAGGGCUUACGAGGAAUCAGGCGCUGGCCAUCAAAAAGCCGAGCAAGUCGCGUAUGGCGGCGUUGGUUCGGCGAUGGGCGCGGCUGGCUCUGCUCUUCAUCGACGAGAUUUCUUUGGCUCCGCCUCCUUUGCUUGCCGUUCUGAAUGCGUGCGCUGGCUGGGGUCGACAGGAAGUUGCCGGACUAAAGGAUGUGACCGACUUCCAGGAGCAUGCACUUGGUGAUAUCUUGUGCCAGAUCAUGUCCGGCGACUUUCUGCAGCUCAACCCUGUUCUGAACCAUUCGCUCAUGGAGUAUGACAACAUGGAUGCC